Xylaria bambusicola is the source of this 3277-nucleotide messenger RNA. RefSeq names its product ABC transporter ATP-binding protein ARB1. The transcript is spliced from 3 exons. NCBI's taxonomy places the organism in Eukaryota, Fungi, Ascomycota, Sordariomycetes, Xylariales, Xylariaceae. The coding region runs from base 738 to 2630 and encodes 630 amino acids. Gene Ontology annotation, molecular function: ATP binding; ATP hydrolysis activity. The record is from RefSeq and is a predicted model, not a curated record.
GGCAGCAAUUACAUACAUAGUAACUGGAAUGUGAUUACUUCGUAGGUACUAUGUAUAUUUUCUCGGACAGGGACUUGCUUAUCGCUUAUCGGGACCCCACGAUAUUGCCAAGAAGGUUGUAGAAAUUUUAUCGUUUAUCGAAAAAGUCAAAAAAUUUCACGGCCCCACUGAGUCAAGCCCGACCACUGCCACCUCAGUCUUACGGGGGCCAUUGGGCCUCUAGCAGCCCCCUAACAGUCCCGACAGCCUUGCUGGAUGCCUUAGCAAAUCCCCGCCACUACACUACAGAGUUCCCACUACGGCUUCCACUGAACAACCCUGGAACUUUAAGCCCAGCGGAUGCGGAUGGCGGUGGCCACCAGCGCUGUAUUAGUACCUACUAGGGUGCCCUCCUCUAUUUGCCCCUCCUUUCUGGUACACACCAGUUUCUCUGCCUACUCUCCCAUCAAUCAUUUUGUUUCCAUCCAUCGACCACUGCCUUUAGCAAGUCUUUGUUGGUCACGGCUCGACAUAGAGGAUAUCAUAUAUCAUAUAUCCCGUCCAUCCUAUUCGAGCGACAUUCUAACCCGUCACAUUCACUUGUGAUCGUCGCCAUCCCAAUCAAUACGAACCCCGCGGUCGAGUUCGACUCCCAUCCACUACAGGCGGGGUACAUUUUCGACGACGACUUUUUUUUGUGUACCGCCUUCGUUCCUUAUCUCGACGGCGCCAUACAACAAAAACUCAACUUGUUCAACAUGGUUUCCGCGUCCAAGGAAAAGAGACUCGCCAAGAAGGCCGCCGAGGGUAAGGGCGAGAAGAAGACUCUCGUCUCCCGCUCCAAGGCUGGUUCCAAGGCGGCAUCCAAGAACGCCAGCGCCGCUGGCUCUGCCGCCGGUGAUGAGUCCCCCCCGGAUCCCAAUGACCUUCCAGCAACCAGUGACAAGGAUGCCGACAAGGUCAAACGUCUUGCCGACCAGAAAGAUGCCCAAGGUCUAUCCGACCGUAUCACCACUGGUGUCCUUGCUUCCAUUCCGAGUAGCAGAGACGUCAAGGUUAUCAGCGCUAGCUUGACCUUCCAUGGCCGCGUCCUCCUCAACGAAACAGAUCUAGAACUGACCUUUGGCCGUCGCUACGGUCUACUUGGUGAGAACGGUUGCGGAAAGAGUACUCUGCUGAAGGCUAUCGCUGAGCGUGAAUACCCUAUCCCCGACCAUGUUGACAUCUAUCUGCUGAACCAAGGCGCACCCCCAUCCGACCUUGGCGCUCUUGAAUGGGUCGUUAAGGAGGCUGAGAAAGAGAUGGAUCGUCUUGACAAACUGGCCGAGCAGAUUCUAGAAGAGAACGGUCCUGAUGACCCGGUACUCAUGGAUCUCUACGAGCAUAUGGACAAGAUGGACCCCUCAACAUUUGCCACUCGAGCUUCACUUAUCCUGACUGGUCUCGGCUUCAACAAGGUCACAAUUCACAAGAAGACCAAGGACAUGUCGGGUGGUUGGCGUAUGCGUGUUGCCCUCGCCAAGGCUCUGUUCGUGAAACCCACUCUCCUGCUCCUCGACGACCCCACUGCCCAUUUAGAUUUGGAGGCUUGUGUGUGGUUAGAAGAAUACCUCAAGAAGUGGGAGCGCACCCUGGUGCUUAUCUCCCACUCGCAAGAUUUCUUGAACGGAGUGUGCACAAACAUGAUCGACAUGCGAAAGCAGCAACUCAUGUACUAUGGUGGUAACUUCGACUCUUAUAUCAAGACAAGAAAGGAGCAAGAGAUCAACCAGAUGACAGCCUACAAGAAGCAACAGGAAGAAAUCAAGCACAUCAAGGAAUUCAUUGCCAGCGCCGGUACUUACGCCAACUUGGUGCGCCAAGCCAAGUCCCGUCAGAAGAUUCUGGACAAGAUGAUUGCAGACGGUCUCAUUGAAGAAGUCAAGGAAGACCGGGCCUUUACAUUCAGAUUCACUGACGUCGACAAGCUGCCCCCUCCCGUCCUUGCUUUCGACAACGUCACGUUCUCGUACUCUGGUGAUCCCAAGGAUGACCUAUACCGUCACAUUGAUCUUGGUUUCGACAUGGAUUCGCGAACAGCCCUUGUCGGACCCAACGGUGUCGGUAAGAGUACGCUUCUUCGUCUUAUGACAACCAAGAUCUCGCCUACGGACGGCGCCGUGAAGAAACACACCCACCUUAAGCUCGGCAUGUACUCACAGCACAGUGCUGAGCAACUAGACCUGACCAAGAGUGCAUUGGAUUUCGUGCGCGACAAGUUCCCUGAGAAGUCACAAGAUUAUCAGUACUGGAGACAGUGCCUGGGAAGGUAUGGUGUUUCCGGUACCGUUCAGACAUCCAUCAUGGGCACACUAUCCGAAGGUCAGAAGAGCCGUAUCGUCUUUGCCCUGCUCGCUAUUGAGUCUCCCAACAUGCUUCUUCUCGACGAGCCUACCAAUGGUUUAGAUAUUCCAACAAUCGACGCUUUGGCGGAUGCAAUUGAACACUACACUGGCGGUGUUAUCGUCGUGUCCCACGACUUCAGAUUGCUUGACAGGAUCGCUAAGCAGAUUCUUGUCUGCGAGAACAAGACAAUCAAGCCUUGGGAUGGCACAAUAGGAGAGUACAAGAACUACCUGCGAAAGAAGAUGGUGGCAGCUGGCGCCGUCUAAGGCCGUCUUCAAAGUUUGUUUGAUAGUUUGGACAUUUAGAUGCAUUCUUCGGGAACGAAUUUAGGUUGCGGAAAUCGACUCAAUGACGUCGUUACAUGAACAACAAAUAUCAUGCGAACGACUCGAGGUGAUAAUUCCAUAACGCUUUUCGAAAUUCUGGCAUCACGGGUAACGAACGCACGGCUCCAAAUACAGGGUCAGCUUAUCUAUAGAAUUGGGCAUUCCUCGGCCACCAUACCUACAUAGAGCCGCAUGCAUGCAUCCAGGCAAGGGGUUGCUUUUUAAAAAUUGAUUAGGGACAGGGAGCGCAAGAAUCCCGCGCAGGAAAGUAAAUGAAUGCGGCAGGUAGACAGGGGGCUCUAAUCGAUGUUUCUUGAGCUCUUUCUUUCUGAUUUGAAAGAGAGAGAGAGGGGAAUGGCGCUGCUUAUUAUACUGCGUAGGUACCUAGUAUGUAUUAUCUAGGUAUUUAAGAGACGUCAGUUAGUCAAAGUAUCAGCGCGAGAAACAUCGUUCGCGUUGUUGCGUGAGUGGAUUUUUUUUACAGCAAUUGAAUUGAAUAGAUUUGUUUAUGCUAUGCGAUCCUAUGCUAUGCUAAAGGAAUUAUUUUUCAACCUUAGGAACCAUCAAGGAAUUUCGAGAGGUAAGAG